Molecule: messenger RNA, 995 nt
Organism: Parathielavia appendiculata
Lineage: Eukaryota; Fungi; Ascomycota; Sordariomycetes; Sordariales; Chaetomiaceae
Product: histone H2A-like protein
Exons: 3
Coding region: 245-649 (134 amino acids)
Biological process (GO): heterochromatin formation
Cellular component (GO): chromatin; nucleosome
Molecular function (GO): DNA binding; structural constituent of chromatin; protein heterodimerization activity
Source: RefSeq, a predicted model, not a curated record
CCCGUUUUGGGACUAGCUCCACAGCGUCCGAUCAACAACCAAGAAAGGCGCGAGGUGAUCCGUGAUCUUGCCCUCUUACGCGAAAACUACUUAAUUUGCAUCUCCCCCGCCAACGCUCGUCUCUCAACUCUCCAUCAACAAACUUCUGCUCUUCCAUCGAUUACUACCACCCACACGUCGGGAUACCCUCGCCUCAAUCACACUCUCAAUCUACCCUUUUUCCAAAACAACAACAUCCAUCAAAAUGACUGGCGGCGGCAAGUCCGGUGGCAAGGCUAGCGGCUCCAAGAACGCGCAAUCCCGUUCCUCCAAGGCCGGUCUGGCUUUCCCCGUCGGCCGUGUCCACCGUCUCCUCCGGAAGGGUAACUACGCUCAGCGUGUCGGUGCCGGCGCACCCGUCUACCUGGCCGCCGUUCUCGAGUACCUCGCUGCUGAGAUUCUCGAGCUCGCUGGCAACGCUGCGCGCGACAACAAGAAAACCCGUAUCAUUCCCCGCCACCUCCAGCUCGCCAUCCGGAACGAUGAGGAGUUGAACAAGCUGCUCGGCCACGUCACCAUUGCCCAGGGCGGUGUCCUUCCCAACAUUCACCAGAACCUUCUGCCCAAGAAGACAGGCAAGACUGGCAAGAACUUGUCUCAGGAGCUUUGAUUUUUUUCGGGUUUGGUUCUUUGCUUUUUCUCUGGUCGGUACGUUGGGUUCAUGAUAUUGGGGUCACGGUCUCGGGUCAUCGGUUGCGUUUUCGCGGUUCUCGCGUGUUUGGGCUGUACAUUAAUUCCAUGAUGGGCAUGGUCAUGGUCAUGAAUGAGAAUAUCCUCCGAACAUCCACUUCUGGUUUUCAAUUGCGGCAUCAACCGGGCUUGUGUCUGCCGCAAAAAAUGACAACAGUGUGUGUCCCGUGAGCUGUCCCAAAGUCUCAGACUGGACUUGUGCCCACGAUCUAUGGAUGAGGAUAUUGCGUUGAAGGUCGAGCGUCAAGAAUCACGAAAUAGGGCAG